Ictidomys tridecemlineatus (thirteen-lined ground squirrel) is the source of this 2611-nucleotide messenger RNA. It is a transcript of the gene Fmo5, whose product is annotated as flavin containing dimethylaniline monoxygenase 5. The record is from RefSeq and is a predicted model, not a curated record. Gene Ontology annotation, molecular function: NADP binding; N,N-dimethylaniline monooxygenase activity; flavin adenine dinucleotide binding. NCBI's taxonomy places the organism in Eukaryota, Metazoa, Chordata, Mammalia, Rodentia, Sciuridae.
CCGCAGCAUCACCCGCACAGCCGGAACGCCUGGACCGGGCUUCGCGCCCCACCGGGCACGUUUCCCCGCCCACCGCCGGCUGCCCGGAAGUGCCCCGCGCCGAGCUCCGCCCACACACUGCCGGCGGAGGGGAAGCCCCGCGCCCGCGGGAAACCGUCCUUUGAGACCGGGCUCGCUGGGGAAAAGCUGGCGUGCACCAGGCGCGUCUGGGGGCCCUUCUCCUGCAGCCCACUUACCUGAGAGGCCGCACUGCCGACAAGUGGCAUUGCCCUAGCCAGGUGAAGAUCUCUGAAGACCAUGACCAAGCAAAGAAUCUCUGUGAUUGGGGCUGGAGCCUCCGGGCUCUCUUCUAUCAAGUGCUGUCUGGAUGAAGACUUGGAACCUGUUUGCUUUGAAAGGACUGAUGACAUUGGUGGGCUCUGGAGGUAUCAGGAAAACCCUGAAGAAGGAAGAGCCAGUAUCUACAAAUCAGUGAUCAUCAACACUUCUAAGGAGAUGAUGUGCUUCAGUGACUACCCCGUCCCGGAUCAUUACCCUAACUUCAUGCACAAUUCCCAGAUCCUAGAGUACUUCAGGAUGUAUGCCAAGGACUUCGACCUUUUAAAGUAUAUCCAGUUCAAGACCACUGUGUGCAGUGUGAAGAAGCGGCCUGAUUUCUCUACUUCAGGACAAUGGGAGGUGGUCACCGAGUGUGACGGAAAAAAGGAGGUUGAUGUCUUUGAUGGAGUCAUGGUUUGCACUGGCCAUCACACUAACGCUCACUUGCCCCUGGAAAGCUUUCCAGGAAUUGAGAAGUUCAAAGGACAGUAUUUCCACAGUCGAGACUAUAAAAACCCCGAGGCAUUUGCUGGAAAAAGAGUCAUCAUAAUUGGCAUUGGGAAUUCCGGAGGGGAUCUGGCUGUAGAGAUCAGCCACACAGCCAAGCAGGUGUUCCUCAGCACCAGGAGAGGCGCGUGGAUCCUGAAUCGCGUAGCGGACCGUGGAUAUCCUUUUGAUGUGGCACACCUUUCUCGACUUCAGCAUCGUUUAUCAAAGAUAUGCGGUCAAGCAUUGACCAAUGCAUAUUUGGAAAAACGUCUGAAUCAAAGAUUUGAUCAUGAAAUGUUUGGCCUGAAGCCUAAACACAGAGCUCUGAGCCAGCAUCCAACGGUGAAUGACGAUCUGCCCAACCGCAUACUCUCUGGCUUGGUGAAGGUGAAGGGAAACGUGGAAGCAUUCUCAGAGACCGCUGCCGUAUUUGAGGAUGGCUCUAGGGAGGAUGACAUUGAUGCUGUUAUCUUUGCCACGGGCUACAGCUUCGCCUUUCCUUUUCUGGAAGAUUCUAUCAAAGUGGUCAAAAAUAAGAUAUCCCUAUAUAAAAAGGUCUUCCCUCCCAACCUAGAAAAGCCAACUCUUGCAAUCAUAGGCUUGAUUCAGCCCUUAGGAGCCAUUAUGCCGAUUGCAGAGCUCCAAGGACGCUGGGCCACUCAAGUAUUUAAAGGGCUAAAGAAAUUGCCCUCACAAAGUGAAAUGAUGGCAGAUAUAUCUAAGACUCAAGAGGAAAUGGCAAAAAGGUACGUGGAAAGCCAACGCCAUACCAUUCAGGGAGACUACAUUGAUAGCAUGGAAGAGAUUGCUGGUCUGCUGGGAGUCAGGCCUAGUCCACUGUCUCUGGCCUUCACUGACCCCAAGCUAGCAUUGCAGUUACUUUUGGGACCUUGUACUCCAGCCCAGUUUCGCCUACGGGGCCCUGGAAAGUGGGCUGGGGCUCGAAAGACCAUCCUUUCCACAGAUGACCGUAUCAGGAAGCCCAUGAAGACAAGGGUGAUGGACAAGAGUGAUUCCGCAGCGUCCGCGGUGGCCUUGGGCAGGUUCAUGCUGGCCCUCAUUCUCUUUGCGGUGAUCGUGGCUUAUUUUUAGACGUCCCAUUGUCAGUGCCCUGGCUUCCAGACCUAACAGAACUGAGCACGCUCACCCCCCUUUUGCUCAGAAAGCUACCUUUAUUUCUCUUUCAGAAGCAUUGAGCCUCUUUUCACCUUUUCCUACAAUGAAGUCCUGACUUCUCAUUUGUGCUGGUUCAUGCUCCUUCCUCUUGUAAUCUGUCACUCUUUCCUUCCAGUAAUUCCUGGACUGUGAGCUCAGGCUGUCUUUAGUCAUCUCUAUAUGAUGUCCUUAGCAGACAUGUGGCCUUGUUGAUCAUCAAAUAUUAUGGUGGGGAUCCUAAAUCAGCAUCUAAAAAAAUGGCUGACUUCAGGCUGGGGCUGUGGCUCAGUGGAACAGCGCUCGCCUGGCACGUGUGAGGCGCUGGGUGCAAUCCUCAGCACCAAAUAAAAAUAAAUAAAUAAAGGUCUCGGGUCCACCUACAACUAAAAAAAUUUUUUAAAAUGACUGACUUCAUGUAAUUCUUCUGAUAGGAUUUGAUUUUCUAUUUAAAAAGCUCAAUUUUUGUUUUUAAUAUUAAAACUGUACAUUUUCUGAGAGAGAAUAGAAAUAGUCGUUUGUCUGUGAUAGACAUACAGAUACAUAAGACAUCUUUUUUUACUCACUAUCCUAAAAACUGGCCACUUUUGCUCCUUACCCUAAGCAACAUGUCUUUAUUUUCUUAAUAAAGAAGUUACUUUCAAUUUUCUAA